CUACUGUUGAUGAAAAGAGGAGGUCAGGUCAUUUAUGCUGGGCCUCUUGGUCGCCGUUCUCAAGAGCUCAUAGAAUAUUUUGAGGCUGUCCCAGGUGUUCCCAAGAUAAAAGAUGGAUAUAACCCUGCAACAUGGAUGCUUGAAAUUAGUGCUUCUUCAGUGGAGGCACAACUGGAUGUAGAUUUUGCAGAAAUUUAUGCCAACUCCUCUCUCUAUCAGAGGAAUCAGGAACUUAUCAAAGGGCUGAGCACACCACCACCAGGAUCCAGGGAUCUGUACUUCCCAACCCAAUACUCUCAAACUUUUCUUACUCAAUGUAAAGCUUGUUUCUGGAAACAGCAUUGGUCUUACUGGAGAAACCCUCGUUAUAACGCCAUUCGCCUCUUCAUGACAUUAGCCAUCGGAUUCAUAUUCGGUCUCAUCUUUUGGGACAAAGGACAGAAGACAUUUAGCCAGCAAGAUCUAUUGAAUGUUUUCGGAGCCAUGUACGCAGCCGUGCUUUUCCUUGGAGCAACCAAUGCUGCUGGAGUGCAGUCAAUUGUUGCUAUUGAGAGAACAGUUUUCUAUCGCGAAAGAGCAGCUGGAAUGUAUUCCCCAUUGCCUUACGCAUUUGCGCAGGUGGCUAUAGAAGCAAUUUAUGUAGCAAUACAAACUAUUGUUUAUAGCAUUAUCCUCUUCUCCAUGAUGGGCUUCGAGUGGACAGUUUCAAAGUUCUUGUUCUUCUACUACUUCAUAUUCAUGUGCUUUGUUUACUUCACAUUAUUUGGGAUGAUGGUUGUUGCGUUGACUCCAGCCCCACAAAUAGGUGCCAUUUGCAUGUCCUUCUUCACGUCCUUCUGGAACUUGUUCUCUGGUUUCCUUCUUCCUAGACCUCAAAUACCUAUAUGGUGGAGGUGGUACUACUGGUGUUCUCCAGUGGCUUGGACAUUGUACGGCCUUGUGACGUCCCAAGUGGGGGAGAAUGGUAAUACUAUUUCCGUACCUGGCGAGCCUAAGCCUGUGGCCAUAAAGGAUUUUCUCAAGAGUUACUUGGGAUUUGAAUACGACUUUCUUCCUGCUGUAGCCGUCGCCCAUCUUGGUUGGGUUGUCCUCUUCUUCUUUCUGUUUUCCUAUGGUAUCAAGUUCCUCAACUUCCAGAAGAGAUAA
This is a messenger RNA of Dovyalis caffra, 1146 nucleotides long. Lineage: Eukaryota; Viridiplantae; Streptophyta; Magnoliopsida; Malpighiales; Salicaceae. The record is from the annotation of a GenBank genome assembly.